Messenger RNA from Arvicola amphibius (Eurasian water vole), 609 nucleotides. RefSeq names its product chromosome 2 C3orf22 homolog (gene C2H3orf22). The transcript is spliced from 4 exons. Lineage: Eukaryota; Metazoa; Chordata; Mammalia; Rodentia; Cricetidae. The coding region runs from base 1 to 609 and encodes 202 amino acids. The record is from RefSeq and is a predicted model, not a curated record.
AUGGAAUCGAGAGGCCUCACGAAGCCCCUCCAGUGUAAGAGACACAAAAUCAAGACGCAGGAGAAGCUCAUCAAGAAGUUUCCUUACAGGUUAUCAUGGUUGAUGGAGCCCAGCCCAGAUUCCCCACAGUCUUGGAAGGCUAAGAGCAAAGCGUCGCUGAAGGACCAGCUGCCCUUACAGAAGAAACUGUUGCCAACGCGGUCCAUUCCCCUCCCAGGGUUUGGAGCUCCGGACUUUACAUCGUCGCCACCAUUCAGUUGCUGCUCACAGCCUCCGCAUCCUCCACUGUGUAACCUCUGGGAACUUAAAUUACUGCACCUCCGUUUCCCUAGACAAGACCUUAGCAAGCUGGCUCCUCAGAAGGCCAGUGCUGACCAGCCCUACACCAGUGGGGACAUGUUGGCAUGUGAGGGGACGUCUGUAGGGAGCAUAACAGUCGCUGCCUCAUUAGAGGGCAUGAGUGUGAUUAGCAGCAGCGUGCACAGCACUGAAGGUGGCAGCGUGUACCUCAAUGCAUCUGGAUGCGACACACCUGGGCGUGUGGCAUUAGAGCUGGGUGUCAGUUUCAGCAAACAGGCUCCAUCAGGGGCUCUGUGGAAGUUGAGCUGA